CAGUACUUUUUGGCCACCUAGACUUGCAAAGGAACUUUUUGCAUCUAGUUUAUUUGGUAUGAAAUGGUUAUUGCUUCUUGCAGACGUUGGUAUUAGAUAGUUUGAAAAAUUGUGUCGAAGUCGUUUAUCUAGUAUCCUAUAUUUAGUCCGGAAUGUAUUCAGAAACCUUUAUAAGUGAAAUAUGUCUAACCUAAAAUGCUAAAAAUUAAAAUAGAUUAAUCAUAUAGGGCUAGACUUAUUUCAGGGUUCGGUAACCACAAACUGGCAAAGGUAAUAUGGGAUGCGCCUCGCUUAUUUGGAAUAACAAUUUACCGGAGGCGGCCAACAAGAAACAAAAGCUCAAAAUUAAAAAUGUCAAUAGCUUAUGUCACCUUAAAUGUCAAACUUUUAACGAUAGUCGCAAAUUUCUGAAUUUGAAGAUUUUACAAUCCGCUUUUAGUUUCCAAGUAAAAUAUGUUUUCUACCAGCUCUCAAAGAAAAUUUUGGACGUUCAGUGAUGAAAAUGAACUCGCACGCUUACGUGAAAAACACAAUUAUUUUUUUUACGCGAGACAGAACUCGCACAUCGACGAGCAACAACGUUUCACGUAUUUCUUGUCUCCUGAUGAAGAACGACAACUUUUAAAGCAAUACGAACUCCAUCUGAAAGAAUUCUGCAAGAGAUUCACACCUCCAAUGCCCAAAGGGGUGGUGGGCACAGCCUUUCAUUACUUUAAACGAUUUUAUCUAUACAACUCGACAAUGGACUAUCAUCCAAAAGAAAUUUUAGCCACUUGCGUGUAUUUAGCGUGUAAAGUUGAAGAAUUUAACGUUUCUAUCGGGCAAUUCGUCGCCAAUAUCAAAGGAGAUCGAGAAAAAGCAUCAGAUAUAAUACUAAACAAUGAAUUAUUGCUAAUGCAACAAUUAAACUACCAUUUGACCAUACAUAAUCCUUUCAGACCAGUAGAAGGAUUCCUAAUAGACAUUAAAACUAGAUGUUCAUUGGCUAAUCCUGAACGUCUUCGUAGUGGUAUUGAUGAGUUCCUAGAAAAGGUGUUCUUAACUGAUGCAUGCUUGUUGUAUGCUCCGUCACAAAUUGCUUUAGCUGCAGUACUCCAUGCAGCGAGCAAGGAACAAGAGAACUUGGAUAGCUACGUGACAGACAUACUCUUCAGAGAUGCGGGACGUGAUAAAUUGGCGAUACUUAUUGAAGCUGUAAGAAAGAUUCGAUCAUUAGUAAAAAUGGUAGAGGCACCAGCUAGAGAACGAGUACGGCUUAUAGAGAAGAAAUUAGACAAAUGUCGGAACCAAGAAAAUAACCCUGACAGUGAGAUUUACAAGCGUCGGAUGAGAGAGCUGCUAGACGAAGACGAUGUUUUACAUGUAGGAUCCAGUAGAAUGUCUUUAGAUACAAGUGGAGUUACACAAGUUCUAUCACCUUCUGCCUCUUAAAUAAAAGAAAUAAAAGUUGACCUAAUAUUAAUUAAAAUAAAAAUGUAGAUAAGAUUAUUGACUGUAAAUUUAAAUAAAGUAAUUCUUAAGUAGGAUUUAAAAUAACUAAGUACACCUUUCAUGAUAUUUUAUGUAUGCUGUUUUUGCAACAAAAGAAUCCUGUAUUUCUGUAAUGUGUGCUAGAACGGGAUGAACUAUGGUAGAACUUGUAAGUUCGGUGUCAUGAAAGCAAUAUACUAUGUAGUCACCUUAAGUAUAUUUGAAGUUUAGCCUAGGACUUAUGGUUGUACUUACCAUUAUCUUGUAUUAAAUCUGUUCUGAUCUAUUGCAAACUGCAGGUCUCAAAAGCUUUUUCUACACACACUAAAAAACAAAUACUUAUGACCUUAGUUAAAGAAAAUGGAUGUGGUUAGUUUAUAUUUAUUGCUUAGAUGGGUGGAUAAGCUUCAACCCACUUGGUGCUAUAUGGUUACUGGAGCCCAUAGACAUCUACAAUGUAAAUGUUGCUACCCACCUUGAGACGAGCUCUAAGGUCUCCGUUUUAACAGUACAACAGAUGCCCCACCCUUACUGCUUCACAGCGCAAAUAGGCACAGUUGCACAUACCUAUACGGACUCACAAGACUGCCACUAAUAUUAUUUUAUAAUCUGUAGAGUCUCCCUUGACUUUACAAUAAUCAAAUCCUCUCUCAGCAGUUGCGUUUUGAUGCGCUGUCAAGCCAAUGUCCAUUAUGUUAACCAGCCACCAGAUUGUGAUUGGCCAGAAUGUAAACAAAAUCAAUAAUUAACUGACGUAAAUAAUAUUUGAACCAACUCUAAUUGUAUGUAUCUAAUUAAUUAUGUAUUACUAAUAAACGAAAGUAAGAUUGGUUGGAAGAAAA
This is a messenger RNA of Bombyx mori (domestic silkworm), 2312 nucleotides long. It is a transcript of the gene CycH, whose product is annotated as cyclin-H. Gene Ontology annotation, molecular function: cyclin-dependent protein serine/threonine kinase regulator activity. The transcript has a single exon. The coding region runs from base 454 to 1431 and encodes 325 amino acids. Gene Ontology annotation, cellular component: nucleus; transcription factor TFIIK complex. Gene Ontology annotation, biological process: DNA-templated transcription; regulation of transcription by RNA polymerase II; regulation of cyclin-dependent protein serine/threonine kinase activity. The record is from RefSeq and is a predicted model, not a curated record. Lineage: Eukaryota; Metazoa; Arthropoda; Insecta; Lepidoptera; Bombycidae.